UGCCUCUACUUUGAUUGUGAUACAUUAAUGACUGGAUUUGUUGGCUCUGUGAAUAUAUUCUAUGAUCAUCUAUCUGCAUUCCAUAACGGCCUGCUUUAUCAUGUCGUUGUUCCCACAGGGUGAGUGUAGAGGAAGGGCGUUUCUGAAUCAUUUCUUCUAUUUUUAACUUGUAUAAAAGGAAUCAGGGACAUGAACCGAAUUGCAGAUGGUCCCUCAUCUUCGACAACAAGGAUACUGAAAGAGAAUUGUGAGCUAGCGAUAACUCAAUUCUUGAGCACUCGGUGUCAUAUUGUGUUUUUGAUAGCAGAGGCCGGAGAUAAUAGCAUCAUGCACGCAGGUAUGUUUUGAUGUUGAUGUAUAGCAUCUUCACGUUCAUGCUACGGCAAUAAGAGUUCGUGGGCUGUCGAAUUGGUCUUGUCGACAGACCUGGCGUUUUGUACCAAAAGAAACAUCAAGCAUCAGUGAUGAAAGGAAGGGAUAAGACAUAUAUCGUUACCAUUUUCUAGGCCUGAUCAUCAUUUUUCGAUACAGGAACUCUUAUUUCUUACUGCAUAGCCACCAAAAUUAGUUCAAUUGGAGUUUGAAAUUUACUUGUUGUUCUCAAGAAUGAGGAUUCAAAGUUUGAUUGAAAGGUGUAUUCACUUCUCGAGUUGGUGGCGGCGAGUGCAUGGGGCUUAUGAAAUAAUGGUUACAGCCUAUCACAAGUGUAGAGGCCCGUUUAUACUAGGCCUAAUUGUAGUGGCAUUAUUUAUAUUGGUUGUUGUAUGAGCUUUUACCAGUUGGAUCAAUAAGGUUGCAGGUCACCGGCCGAAAUAAAAAUAAUACUCAUUUCGCUUCACCAUCCCGCGGUUUUCGACCAGCGAAGAAAUCCCAAAGGAAGCACGUUGCCGAAUUAGUCCAAUAUAUUUCAACUCCGCCUAGGAUUUGUAGUUUCAAAAAUAUAGGACGACGAAGACAAUAAGCACUGCUUAUUAUUAUUCCCCUGGGCAGUAUCUUCUACUUAUCUCAAUUUCUCGUUUUGAAGUUCGCUCUCUUUCUCUUCCUUGGCUUCUUUCUUUUCAAAGCUAAUCUCAACUUGUCUGAAAUGCAUUCGAAAAAUCUAAGAAUGAGGCUGUUGACCUUGUUGUCGAUGAGUGUCUUGUUCAAUCUAGCAACAGCAGCAACAGUAAACGGAUCAUGUGCAGCAAUUGCUAAUAUUUUCAAAUCAUAUAGCUCUGUCCAUCCAACAGGUAAAGAAAAAUUUGCCUGUCUACAGUUCGUGACUAAUAUAAUAUUCUAGCAACAAACCAUCCGACCUUUAAUGCAUCUGUCGCCCUUCAGUGCCUUCAAUCUGUACCCUUAGAUGUGCAACGUUCAUCGAAUUUUGUUGAUUACAUAGAGCCAUUCUGGCAGUUCCAGAGUACUCUAGCUUAUCUCAAAGACCCUCCGCCGGAUUAUCCAUUACCUGGGGCUGACAUGCUCGGAGGGCUGGCGGAAAUCAAAGACAGUAUCAACUCAGGAUAUUAUGCAAACCAAUGGGAGUUUGAAAAGGACCUUUAUGCCCUGGGAAAUAUUUUGCCUCAUGAUUUUCACGUCAAUCUACCUCUCCCUCUGAUGAGCGUCUUCUCGUUCUCUACUUUAGAUGGACCGCUGGUAUCGAUAUCAUCCGAUGGCUUAUCACUUCCAGAGAUAUACUUUAAACGUAUGUUCUGCUAUGCAUACCCUAUUUUUAUCAUUCGGCGAUUGAAAAUUAAUUUUGCACAGAUGAUCUUGACAAGCAGAGAAAUAUGACACUAUCGAAAACGGGAAAUUGGACAGCGUCGCCGCUGGUCAAAGUCAACGAUCAAAAUGCCACUCUAUAUCUUGAAUUCCUCAGUCAGAACACGGGUAUUUAUCAAGACAAUGACGCCAACUACAACCAAAUGUUCUAUUCGUUGCCAAAUCUGGCAUUUUUUGGAAGUAGUGGAUCGUUCACCUCUGGAGGGUAUCUUUAUGGAUUUUCAGCAGACGUUAUAAGAUACACCUUCGCCAAUGGAUCCGUCGUAAACGCGAGAACCCAGGCAUCGACAAGCGUCAACUUCACAUCCAUAUCUUCGGGACAGGAUCUGUUUAAUGUUGUAGAUCUACCAAAAUCAGAAUCAGCUUCUUCGAGUUCCUCGGCCUCGGAUGGUCGGCAAAGCACGAAAACCAAGACCGCAGUGAGAUCUAUUACAUCACUUGCAGGCUAUCCCGAGCCAAUUGUAAUGCAUCCGGAUGGCUACACAAGCGGUUAUUUCUUUGAAGACACGAUGACUGCAAUAUUAGUGAUGCAGGGUUUCAUUGACCCUUACGAAACGGACAGCAAGGCAGCACUCGAACAACAAAGAGUGAUUAGUGAGUUCUUAGCAGAAUGCAAGAAGGCCAAAAUGGAAUACUUAAUCGUAGAUGUACAAGCAAACGGAGGUGGUGAUUUGUUCAGCGGAUAUGAUGCUCUUAAACAGAUUUUCCCAGCCCUCGAACCGUUCGGGGCAUCAAGAUACCGAGCUACACCGCUUGUAAACUACAUGGGUACCAUAUUUACUGGCGCCGGAACUUAUGAUGCUAGCCAUGAUUAUGUCUAUCAGACACAGUCACAGCUUGAUGGCAAUGGACAGCCAUUUCAAAGUUGGAACCAGGAAGACCCAAACACACCAAUCUAUGGUGACAACUUCACUGCGGAACUUCGUUACAACCUCUCAGAUCUCGUCACGAUGGUAGGCUACUUACUUGGCUGUAAUUCAAUUCAUGCUAAAUAUUCCCAUAGUCUCAAUCAGGUGGUAUUAAUGUAACAGGCUACCUAAGCGACAGCAACCCUCCUCCAGCUGUCUUCAAUGCCUCAAACGUUGUGAUGCUCAUGGAUGGUGGUUGUGGUUCUACUUGUGCCAUUUUUGCUGAGAUGAUGAAGGCUCAAGGUGGUGUUCGAAGUGGUACAUUAGUAGAUCUUCAGCUGCAUUGAUUAUUUCCACUGACAGAUCUUUAGUUGCAGUUGGUGGUCGCCCGCAACCAGGCCCUCAACAGGGCGUCUGCGGCUCGAAGGGCGCGCAAGUGCUUACAUACAGCUCUAUUGCUUCUCACAUUGAAGCUCUACCAGAUGCGCAAGCGUCUUAUCUCCAGAAAGGCCUCCGGUUACCCGAUUAUCCAGCCCCGGAAUAUAUCCCAAAUAUUAAUGCCAAUGUGUCUCUUGGGUUCACUUCGACCCUAAUGUCUGGUGGACGUUUCAACCUCCGAAACAAUAUGCAUGAUGGUGAUGAAACAUUUACACCCUUACAAUUUCAAUACGAAGCUGCAAAUUGUCGCUUGUUCUAUACAAAAGACGAUAUCUACGAUAUCACGGGAUUGUGGAUGAGAGUUCAGUCAGUUGUAUGGAGAGGCCAACCCUGUGUAGCGGGCAGUACUAUUGUCGAUGAUGAUACAAUGCCCGCGGGAGCCUACGAUACGGUACCAUUUGGGGAUUCAGCUUUACCAAACAUUGAGCUACCAGCACAACCAGGCCUUGUACCUAUUGACAAAGGAGUCAAAUCUUGGGCUAGUGAAAGCGGAAGUAGAGAGGAGACUGCACAAAAAGCAUUUGUUGGAGCGAUCUGGAAUGGAUUACAAUAAUCUCUUCGGUGUAUGGAGUGAGACUAGAGACUUCGAAUAUUUCUUGCGUGGGCGGUAUUAAUAAAUAUAUGCGCUCCGAAUUUGAACCAUUCGGUCAUGAUGGAGGGAAAUGUUGAUAUUUCACCUGGUAUGUUUUCAUAAACGAACACCCGGGGAGUAAUAGCAUCACAUAUAUUGGUGUAGGGUUAUAAUAGAAUUCAAUGAAGACAAUAUCAAUGUUUGAUGAAGAA
This is a messenger RNA of Sclerotinia trifoliorum, 3827 nucleotides long. The record is from the annotation of a GenBank genome assembly. NCBI's taxonomy places the organism in Eukaryota, Fungi, Ascomycota, Leotiomycetes, Helotiales, Sclerotiniaceae.